This is a messenger RNA of Megalops cyprinoides (Indo-Pacific tarpon), 2005 nucleotides long. RefSeq names its product UDP-N-acetylglucosamine transporter-like. The transcript is spliced from 8 exons. Gene Ontology annotation, molecular function: UDP-galactose transmembrane transporter activity. NCBI's taxonomy places the organism in Eukaryota, Metazoa, Chordata, Actinopteri, Elopiformes, Megalopidae. The record is from RefSeq and is a predicted model, not a curated record. Gene Ontology annotation, biological process: pyrimidine nucleotide-sugar transmembrane transport. The coding region runs from base 452 to 1438 and encodes 328 amino acids. Gene Ontology annotation, cellular component: Golgi membrane.
GCCUUCGUUACCCCCCACGAGGCAGAACACGGAAGUACUGUAGAGCGUAUCGGGAAAAAUCCAAGUAUCUGUGUGGUGCUUGGGCUGUGAUAUUGUGAAGGGAGAACGACCUGGAUUCAGAAUAGGCGUUAAGAAAUCAUACUAGACGUAACUAUGAAAGAGACCGCUGACACAUGGGCGAAAGUGGGGCUUGGAAAAGAAUGACGGAAGCCCAUCAUCGCUUGACUCGGACCUGGAAGUGUAGCUUGAUGGCUACUUUGGCUAGCUAGCUCGCUAUCUCGGUGCUCUUCAUCUGUCUGCAGUUUCGGGUUAUUUUAGCGCAGUCGCCAAUAAUUUAUACCUUGCUAACAUCCACUGCAAAUAGCGGUAUCGCCAGAGAAUCGACGAGGGAUAUUUCGAGCAGCCUGCCUUGCCUGCUCGUCCCGCUGUGGUCGAGGCACGCUCCUCCUCGAUGUCGUCCUCGCGGCUAAAGUAUUUGUCCCUGGGCGUGCUGGUGUUCCAGACGACCUCGCUGGUGCUGACCAUGCGCUACUCGCGCACGCUUCAGGAGGACGGCCCGCGCUACCUCGCCUCGUCUGCCGUGGUGACCGCCGAGCUGCUCAAGAUUCUCACCUGCGUGAUGCUCGUCUUCAGGGACCACAGCUGCAGUGUUAGAGCACUGAACAGUGUGCUCACCCAGGAGAUCGUGAACAAACCAAUGGAGACUCUGAAGCUGGCCAUCCCCUCUGGCAUCUACACUCUGCAGAACAACCUGCUCUAUGUUGCACUGUCCAACCUGGAUGCAGCCACCUAUCAGGUGACCUACCAGCUGAAAAUCUUGACCACGGCCCUGUUCUCGGUGUCCAUGCUGGGGCGAAGGCUUGGGGUGUAUCAGUGGCUCUCUCUGCUCAUCCUCAUGGCUGGAGUGGCGCUCGUGCAGUGGCCCUCGGAGUCCCCUGGCACUCCGGAGCAGGAGCACCUUUCCGCGGGCUCCCAGUUUGUGGGCGUGGUGGCAGUGCUGGUGGCCUGCUGCUCCAGUGGCUUCGCGGGCGUAUACUUUGAGAAGAUCCUCAAAGAGACCAAACAGAGCGUCUGGGUCCGGAACAUCCAGCUCGGGCUCUUCGGGAUGGUGUUUGGGCUGAUGGGGGUUUUCGUGUACGACGGGGAGAGGGUCCGUGAGUUCGGCAUGUUCCAGGGAUACAACAGACUCACCUGGACUGUGGUGGCACUGCAGGCACUGGGUGGACUGGUGAUAGCUGCAGUAAUCAAGUAUGCAGACAACAUCCUGAAGGGCUUCGCCACAUCACUCUCCAUCAUCCUCUCCACACUCAUCUCCUACUUCUGGCUGCAGGAUUUCGAACCCACCAGCGUGUUUUUCCUGGGCGCAGUGCUGGUCAUUGUUGCCACUUUUCUCUAUGGCUAUGAAGGCAAACCCGCUCCCAACCCCAGCCGCGCGUAAGGGAAGACUGUGAGGAAGAGAAGAGGAGGAACAGGAGGAAGAUGGAGGAGGCGGCCAAAAGAGAAAAGGGGACUAGGGGAAUCUGAAGGGGUGGAAAGGAGGAUGGAGAUAUGGGUACUGGACUAGUAGUGUGAAAACAUUACUGGUUAGAGAUUUGGUGCACCAUGCCUGUAUAACACAAACAGAACCACAGGGCUUCACGCCAGUACUGCCAGAGCUGCAGUUUGCCACAGCAUUUUGGUUCUGGGUUGGACUCGGGUCAGAACCUUACCUGUCUCACCUAGACUGCCCAGGACUCCUCUGGUUAUGUUGGGCUCUCUGAUUCUCUCUGCCUCAAUCAGCUCGUGGCAAACAUGCAGGGACAUCCAGUCCAGAGCCCUCAGAGGCUCCAUGCAGGCGCCUUUCCCAGUGGUCCACUGGAGCCCAGGGAGAAACACUGGAGUGUGAGCAAAAGCACUCUGCCUGCAGGAGGCUGAGUUCAGGUUUUACAGUCACUGUUACAACCAGUUCUUCACAGCUGGAUAUGAUUGUUUUCUGUUUGUCUGUCUGUAUUGUAUUUGGGAAUGG